Molecule: messenger RNA, 3291 nt
Organism: Puntigrus tetrazona (Sumatra barb)
Lineage: Eukaryota; Metazoa; Chordata; Actinopteri; Cypriniformes; Cyprinidae
Gene: appl1
Product: adaptor protein, phosphotyrosine interaction, PH domain and leucine zipper containing 1
Exons: 22
Coding region: 140-2266 (708 amino acids)
Biological process (GO): signaling
Cellular component (GO): endosome membrane; cytoplasm
Molecular function (GO): identical protein binding
Source: RefSeq, a predicted model, not a curated record
GGACUUCCGCGUUUGUGGGCGGAUCCUGGUGGGUGUUGAUUUGUCAGGAAUAAAGCGAAGAUCAACAUCAUAACAUUGCGAUUUUUGUUUCCGCAUAAUAAUCUAAAAAGCUCGUUGCGCUCGCGGUAAACCUGCAGACAUGCCGGGGAUCGAUAAACUACCGAUAGAGGAAACUCUGGAGGACAGCCCGCAGACUCGCUCUCUGCUCGGUGUGUUUGAGGAAGAUACUGCAGCCAUAUCCAGUUAUUUCAGUCAGCUCUUCAAAGCCAUGCAGAGAAUCUACGACGCCCAGAACGAGCUGAGCGCCGCCACACACCUGACGUCUAAAUUACUGAAAGACUACGAGAAACAGCGUUUUCCUCUGGGCGGUGAUGAUGAGGUCAUGAGCUCCACUUUGCAGCAGUUUGCCAAAGUCAUUGAUGAGCUCAGCUCGUGUCACGCCGUUCUCUCCACGCAGCUCGCGGAUGCCAUGAUGUUCCCCAUCACACAGUUUCAGGAGAGAGACCUGAGAGAAAUUGUCAUCCUGAAGGAAGUGUUUCAGUUUGCGAGUGACGACCACGACGCAGCCGUCAACAGAUACAGCCGUCUGUCUAAACGGAAGGAGAACGAGAAGGUGAAGAAUGAAGUGAUGGAGGACGUCUACACGUCCAGGAAAAAGCAGCACGAGACCAUAAUGCACUACCUCGCAUCGCUCAACAUGCUGCAGUACAAGAAGAAGAUCGCUCUGCUGGAGCCGCUGCUGGGAUACAUGCAGGCGCAGAUCAGUUUUUUCAAGCUGGGAUCCGAGAAUCUGACGCAGCAGUGGGAGGAGUUUCUCACCAACAUAGGAACCAGCGUUCAGAAUGUCCGCAGGGAAAUGGACAGCGACGCCGAAGCGACGGAGCAGACGAUUCAGGACCUGAAGGCAGCCAGCGACCCGCUCUACAUGCCCGACCCGGACCCCAGCAAAGUCCCCGUGAACCGCAACCUGACCCGCAAAGCCGGCUACCUCAACACGCGCAAUAAAACGGGGCUGGUGUCGUCCACCUGGGAGCGGCAGUACUUCUUCACGCAGGGAGGAAACCUCAUGAGCCAGUCGCGCGGAGACGUCGCCGGGGGCCUCGUUAUGGACAUCGAUAACUGCUCCGUCAUGGCGGUGGACUGCGAGGACCGCCGCUUCUGCUUUCAGAUCACGGCCUUUGAUGGCAAGAAGGCCGCCAUAUUACAGGCGGAGAGCAGGAAGGACUGCGAGGAGUGGAUAGCAACGAUAAACAACAUCUCUAAGAGGAUAUACCUCAGUGAAAACCCAGAGGAGAUCGCGGCGAGAGUGAAUCAGUCGGCUCUGGAGGCCGUGACGCCUUCGCCGUCUUUCCAACAACGCCACGAGAGUUUCAGACCGAGCACGCAAGGCCGACCCAAAGCGGGGCGUUCGGGCAGUCAGUGCUCGGCGGGCUCCGAGUCUCCGGCUCUGUCGUCCCUGUCUCUGGAUUCGCUGGUGGCCCCGGACACGCCCAUCCAGUUCGACAUCAUCUCACCGGUCAGCGAGGAGCACAGCGGUCAGGCUAAGAGCAGCUCUCAGGGCAGAAGGACCAACCCGUUUGGGGAAUCUGGAGGGUCGAAAUCUGAAGAAAGUGAAGACUCCAUUCUGCACCAGCUUUUCAUCGUUCGGUUCCUGGGCUCCAUGGAGGUGAAGGCCACGGAGAACGCGGACGUCAUCUAUGAGACCAUGAGACAGAUCCUGGCAGCCCGAGCCAUUCACAACAUCUUCAGGAUGACCGAGUCUCAUCUGCUCGUCACGUGUGAAUGCCUCAAGCUCAUUGACCCACAGACACAAGUCACAAGACUGCGGUUUCCUCUCUCCAGCGUGGUGCUGUGUGCGUCUCAUCAGGAGAACAAGCGCUUGUUUGGUUUUGUGCUGAAGACGGCCGGAGGACGAGUGGACGGGCGGCCCGUUACAGUCUGCUACGUCUUUGAGUCAAACAACGACGGAGAGAAGAUCUGUGACAGUGUAGGACUGGCGAAGCAGAUCGCCCUCCACUCUGAGAUGGACCGCAAAGCCACAAGGAAACAGAGAGAGCUGGACAAAGCCAAGGAGAAACAACAGGAGGAACUUCAUAAACAAAAACAGAUAGAGAAGGAUCUGGAAGAACAAAGUCGUUUGAUAGCCGCCUCGAGUCGACCCGGCCAACCAGCUGCCGACGGACAGUUCUUGGUCCUUAGCAACAGCCAAUCAGAGGACAGCGACGCCGGGGAGGAGGGGCAGAAAAAGGGCGAAUCGGAGGCCUGACGGAAAGCGUUCUCUUCUUUGGAUUCCACGGAUAUCUCUUUCUGUUCUUCGAGGGUUCUCCUGAGCGGCCCGCAGAAAACAACGCUGUAAUUCGCGACUGCAAAACAUGACAAAACAAAAAAAAAACGGACGCUUUGGGGGAGAACCUCUCCAAAGCUGUUAUUUGUGAGAAUCCUGUAUUUUUUACCAUAUCCGUUACUGAACUGCAUUUGCUUUUAGAGGGUUUUAUAUACGUGCGUGUGUGAACGAAGCGGAGGAAUAAUAACUGAUUUAAUGCUGUACGCUGGCCUUGUUCACGUUCUUAGGGCUGCGUGUGUUCUCGUUCGUAUCGCGUCCGACCGGGAACCUCGCGAAAUGCGUCAAGAACGUGAUUUAUUACAGAAAGCGAAUCUUAAUUGUCCUAAAACUGGCUUUUUUUUCAUGCAAAUUAAUUCUUUCUAAACUAAGGGGUGUUCUUGAUUUAUUUCUGCGAGGUUCAUCCCGCUGCAUUUCGAAACGAUUUAAUGAGCUUAUAUUUUCUUUGUAAUUAAUACAGUUCUGGUUUUUGUCUAUAAGCUGUUUAUCAAAAACACGCAUCUGUUUGUUUUACUGACGGUUUCAGUGUUUCUAUCUUAACACUAAGAAACAAAGUAUUUAAAAAUCAUGUGAUCCGAUGCCUUUAAGCUUAGGAUAUACUUAGAUUUUUGUUAUUUUUAUUUUAUUUUUUUAAGAUGUUCGGAGCCUGGCCCAAUGCAUUGAAACGCUUCAGUCUGUGGAUGAAAGGAAAAGUUGAUGGAUUUGCAAACUGAAAUAUGAAUGUGACACGGCGAAAGUUUCUUCGAGAAUCAAAAAGUGUCUCAUUCGCUGAUGAUGUGGUCUUUAUGGUUCAUAUUCUGAGACGCUUCCAUGGAGCUCGAAGCAUUUGCAGCAUUUUAAUUUGUAAAUGAUUAUUUCUAACCUUGUUUGUGUCUAAUGUCUUUAUACAAAAUCAGUUGAUGGAUUCGUGGGGUGCAAUGAAACAUGGUAUUAAAACUUCUUUCAAGUAA